AUUGUGUUUUCAGCCAACGGUAUCAGACCAUACGAGAAGGAGGUUCAUCAUGCCUGUCACCUGUGCAGUAAACGGCUGCACCAACAAGUUUAUCAAAGGGUCAGAAAUAAGAUUUUACAGGUUCCCCAUCAGUAAACCUCAGCUUGCCAACCAAUGGGUACAAAGUUUGGGGAUGAAAAACUUCAUCCCUACACCUAACACUUGCCUCUGCUCAGAGCAUUUUAACCCAGAUUGUUUCCGAGACUACAAUGGCAAACAAUUUCUUAGGGAAGAUGCAGUGCCCACAAUUUUCGGGGCUGAUUCAUCGAAGCCUGAAUUACGAAAAAGGGGGAUGAUGACCAAGGACACAAAUGUGGCUAAUCGCUUCGGGGUACCAUCAGACCGGGAGAGGGCGAAGGCGCUGGAGAAGAGCAAGGCCAAAGAGAAACGACAGAGUACCCGGGACACUGGCAAGGGAAGAGGUGAUGGCAGAAGACGAGGAGGAGGAGGAGGACGAGGAGGAGUCUCCUCAAACACUGACCGACAGACUAUAGGGGCGAAGAGUAAAGUGUAUGACAACAAAGGCUGCCUGCUCUCCUGCGGCAAGGACAUGUGUGACUGCCUGGACGCGGACUGCAUGGGCUGCUUCUACCCCUGCCCCGAGUGCAGCUCCCGCAGGUGUGGCGUGGAGUGCCGCUGUGACCGCAAGUGGCUCUACGAGCAGGUUGAGGUGGAGGGGGGAGAGAUCAUCCGCAACAAGUACGCUGGCUAGUCUCCCCCACACUUAGACCUUGAACUAUGACUGUUGUUGAGAUCAAUAAUAUAUAUUUUUCUUUCUGUAGAGCGAGAAUAAGAAAUGGUCUGAAGUUGCCAAAAGAGAAACUUGAUUUGAUUAUGUAUCAAGAGUAAAUGAAUAGGAAAUAAUUCUCCUACAAUGGUUUCAACCAGGUGUGAUAGACACUGCAUAUGUCGUUUAAUUCCUGUACAGAGGUUCAAUUCAAGAAAGUGUAUGCACAUACACUUCACCGGUGCCUCGCCACGAGAACUCAUGCAAGGGGAGAAAAAGGUAUAUGACGGAGAUUUGUUUUGACCUUUUUCAAAAGUAUGCAUGCGUGAAGAAUUAUCUGUUUCUUUUUCUGCCAUUCUGCAUUAUGGUUUUGGCAAUUCUCCACUUGUUUUGAUUAGUGAUUUACAUAUUUGUUUUGUGCCCACAGCUGUCAAUUACAUUGGUCUUAAUUCAUAUUAAAAUGCUAGUGUCCAGAAUCCAACCCUUGUGGUCAGGCCUACAAAAAGUGUAUAAUAAUUAUCGGUGAUGUGACUGGUGACUUCUUCAGUAUUGUAUGUGUGGUUUUGCAUCAAUUUCCUUCAAAUGUCCACAAGGUGUUAAGCGGCUAAAACUAGUGUGCUGCUUUACCACAGAUGAGCUCUAAUACAGGGUGUUUUGUGCAAUUUCACAAUUAUUUUCUGUGACAUAUUAGGUCUAUUUUUGGGUAGUGAUAAAUGGCCCAUAGUCACAGUGGUGUAUAAAUACUGGAAAGUACUACUUUAGUAGUUUUUUUGUUCUGUACUUUAUUAUAUCUUGACUACUUUUACUUCACUACAUUGCUAAAGAAAAUAAUGUACUUUUUUCUCAAUACAUUUUCCCUGACACCCAAAAGUUACUUUUUGAAUGUGUAAUAGGAAAGAAAAUGGUCUAAUUCACACAUUUUAUCAAGAUAACAUCCCUACUGCCUCUGAUAUGGCGGACUCACUAAGCACAUGCUUCGUUUGUAAAUUAUAUCUUAGUGUUGGACCGUGCCCCUGGGUAUCAAUAAAUAAAAAAAGAACACGA
This is a messenger RNA of Salvelinus namaycush (lake trout), 1810 nucleotides long. RefSeq names its product ARL14 effector protein-like. NCBI's taxonomy places the organism in Eukaryota, Metazoa, Chordata, Actinopteri, Salmoniformes, Salmonidae. Gene Ontology annotation, cellular component: intracellular membrane-bounded organelle. The coding region runs from base 50 to 751 and encodes 233 amino acids. The record is from RefSeq and is a predicted model, not a curated record. The transcript is spliced from 6 exons.